Messenger RNA from Rhinocladiella mackenziei CBS 650.93, 1425 nucleotides. RefSeq lists its product as uncharacterized. Lineage: Eukaryota; Fungi; Ascomycota; Eurotiomycetes; Chaetothyriales; Herpotrichiellaceae. The transcript is spliced from 3 exons. Bases 1 to 1425 code for a protein of 474 amino acids. Gene Ontology annotation, molecular function: heme binding; iron ion binding; monooxygenase activity. The record is from RefSeq and is a predicted model, not a curated record.
AUGGCUUACACUCUGGCCCUCAUAUUGAUCGGCGCUUUCGCGUUAUACACUGUCGUGAAAACAUAUCUCGACUAUCGCAAGCUAAGCCACUUCAAGGGACCUCCGCUGGCCGCCUUUACAAGUCUGUGGAUGGUAAAACAGGCCAUCACGGCCAAUAUGAAUGUGGCACAAAAGGAGGCUUUGCGAAAAUAUGGAUCUCCGGCACGGAUUAGUCCUAAAUUGCUUGUUACAGACGACCCAGAGUUAUUGAGGCAUAUGAGUGCCCCAAGGUCCAAAUGGACGCGCAGUUCUUGGUACGAAGGCAUGAAAUUAGAUGCCCGAGUAAACAAUAUCUUUUGCGAACGCGAUGAGCGUAAGCACGCGGACAUGAGAGCCAAAAUGAUCGGGGCUUAUUCUGGGAAAGAAAUCGACACGUUGGAACCCGACAUUGACGAGAAUCUGCAACGACUACUGGCUUUAAUCAAACGAGAGUACAAUGGCAAACCUCUCGACAUGGCGCUCCUGGCCUCAUUUUUCACUCUGGAUGUCCUCAGCCAGAUAGCAUUCGGAGACCCGUUUGGCUUUGUUGAAGCCAAUGAAGAUCUCUUCAAUUUCAACAAAAUUGCAAACCAGUUCUUUGCGGUGAUAGAGUUGAUCGUCAACCACGACACUCUACGAAACAUCAUCCAAAGUAGGCCAAUGCAGAAAUUGCUCGCGCCGAAAGGAACGGAUGAAUUUGGUCAAGGACGCAUCAUCGGUAUCGCGCAAAAGGCAGUGGCAGAACGCUAUCGCCCUGGUGCCAAGGUAAAGCGAGACAUGCUCGGACACUUUAUCGCAAAGGGACUCAGCCAGACUCAAGCGGAAGCUGAGUCCCAUCUCCAAAUCAUUGCUGGCUCCGAUUCUACAUCGGGCACCUUACGAAUCACAAUGAUGAUGCUGGUGGGCAACACAGUGGCAUAUCGGAAAUUGGUAUCCGAGAUUGAUAACGCCGUCGCCGCGGGAAAAAUCUCCUUUCCCAUCGUCCAAAAUUCGGAGGCGGCUGAAUUGGAAUACCUCCAGGCCUGUAUCUGGGAAGGUCUCAGAUUAUUCCCUCCCCUGUUCGGUCUUAAGAGCAAACUGGCCCCUCCCGAAGGCGACACUAUAAACGGAGUCUUUUAUCCUCCGGGUACAGAAGUGGCGCUGUGUGAUGAAGCGUUUGGGCGCAGAAAAGACAUAUUUGGCCCCGAUGCAGAUGUCUACAGACCAGACCGAUGGCUGCAUCCUGACCCGGAUGUCAGGGCAAGAUAUUUGAGGCACACGGAACUAAUCUUUGGCAGCGGAAGGUAUGUCUGCUUGGGAAAGACUAUUGCAAUGAUGGAGAUGAGCAAAGCCAUUUUCGAGGUAAAUCGAGCGACAUUGCAAAUUUCAUAUCUGAAGUAUACUGACUUUUCACAACCCAGCUGGUAA